GCUACGAAAAAACCCACGAACAACGAUGCUUUCCCUGACUAGGGCCGUCGCAUUCAAAUUCUGUAUUCCACCUCUCUCGUUCUCCACUAAAACCCAGAUGGAGACUCCACCCAGAAGCCUUGAAGGCAGCGUCUUGAACUCUGUUUCUCGUUCUUCGCCAAGAGUGGUUAAUGUCAAUGACAAUUGCGAUGGGCCUAUCGCAUUGCAGGAAUGGCAGGGAUGGGGCACUAUAUCUCCGAUACCUGUGAAGGUUGUGGAGGUGAUUGAGGAAUUGAAGCUUUUGGAGAGAGAUUUUGAUGGAGAGAUGAGCUUCGGGGGCAUUGGUGGCAAACUUCAGGGAGAUUUCAGAGUUAAAGAGGAUAAGAAACACCGAGCAACAUAUCAGGCUUUAGGUGACUCUGAGAAAAAGCUCCACUUCUUUUCAGCUCGACAAAUAGCAUGCCGUUUGCUUGGAAGCAGGGGUUAUCUUUGCCAAAAGUGCUGGCUUGCCAUGGAAGAUUGCAUGUGUUCGAUGGUCAAGCCUUGCCCUCUAUGGCCAGGCGUCCAGUUUUGGUUAUAUAUGCAUCCGAAGGAUUUUUUAAGGCAGAAUAAUACUGGAAAAUUGUUAUGGCAAAUAUUUGGAGUCCAAGCCGCGACCUUGUGCCUAUAUGGGAUUCCUGAACAUGAGGAAAUCAUGUGGAAUGCAUUUAAGCUUGCAGGAGAAAACAAGGUUUGGUGCCUUUAUCCCAACAAAAAUGCAGCAAACAAUUCAGUUCAGGACGUCUUCAAUCAGGAAUUUUUAGCUGACCCGGAUUGCACAAAAAUAAGGACAAAUACAGGUUUAAAUUUCAUUCUAAUUGAUGGUACAUGGAACAACUCUUCUGCAAUGUUCAAUCGUUUAAGGGAAAAAGCAAAGUCAAUUUGGGGGAAGGAGGAACUUCCAUGCAUAUCUCUGUCAACAGGUGCAUCGGCAAUGCAUAAGCUUCGGCCCCAACCAUCUUGGGAUCGUACCUGUACAGCCGCAGCAGCUGCUGGCCUCCUCUCUGAAUUGCAACUUGUUCCGGAGUUUAGCCCCUUUGGAUUGGAUAAACAAGCUGAAGCAGUAGAGGAUGCCUUGGAAGUGUUGUUAGAAGCACUAACAGCUUGGCGUCUCCGGAUGGGAAGGUCCAUCACUCGUAAAAUGAGACAUGCAGUGACAUCUGCUAAUAGCUAGCCAGAACAUCAACUUUAGUGUCUGGAGAAAUAUUUUAGAUUACCAAGGUUCUCACUUCUCAGGCUACUUCAGUUUUGAUAUGGACUCCAAUUUUUAUUUCUAAUCACCAUGAAAACUUACUUGGGUAGCUUUCCAACAGACAUGCUGCGUAGUUUAGUUGGAAUCACUAUCGCAUGCAUAACAGCUAAUCACAAAAUACUUAAUCGAAUGUCUUGUACAAGAGAUACAGAAUUUGUAGCAUGAGACAUGGGGACAGUAACUUUGUUCUUCAGCAAUUGAUGUAGUUGCAUGGCAUUACCAUAUUAACUUGACAGACAAAAUGAAUAUUGUCCUUAAUGUUCUUGGGCUUAUAUCUUCUGUUUGAUAUCCCAGAACCUCAUACCCUGCAAGUUAGUUUCUUUUCUGAAUGAAAUUGAGUGGGACUAUUUGCAUCCCACGAUUUACUAAGCA
Molecule: messenger RNA, 1642 nt
Organism: Tripterygium wilfordii
Lineage: Eukaryota; Viridiplantae; Streptophyta; Magnoliopsida; Celastrales; Celastraceae
Exons: 9
Coding region: 26-1192 (388 amino acids)
Source: RefSeq, a predicted model, not a curated record